Molecule: messenger RNA, 843 nt
Organism: Penaeus vannamei (Pacific white shrimp)
Lineage: Eukaryota; Metazoa; Arthropoda; Malacostraca; Decapoda; Penaeidae
Source: RefSeq, a predicted model, not a curated record
AUGAUUCGACCGCAGAGAAUACCCAACAGGAUAUACCCGACGACAGAGAAGACCCGACCGCAGAAAAAAAAAUUAUUCGACCGCAGAAAAUACCCAAAAGAGAUUAUCCGACCGCAGAAAAUGCCCAACAGAAACAUCCGAUCACAGAGAAUACCCAACAGGAUAUACCCGACCGCAGAAAAUACCCGACAAGAUCUGCACAUACACACCCUCAAAGAACACCCAACCGCAGAGAAUACCCACAAUAAAGACCCGACCAGACCCGACCCGACCCGAAAACAGCCACAGCUUAUAAAAAUUGUAGAACAAGUAAGAGUAGCAAUUGUAGUUGAAGUAGCAGUAAUAAAAGUAUCAGCAGUAGUAAUAAAAGUAGAGUUAGAAGUAGAUUUAAUAGUAGCAGCAGUUGGAGCAAACAAUUGUACUGGUAGUCAUAGGAGUAACAAUAGAAACCUAAUCGCCCUCAACCCAGCCGUCCACAACUCCAGCCGACCUCAGACCCAGCCGCCCUCAGACCCAACCGCCCACAACCCCAGCCGUCCAGAACCCAGCCGCCCACAACCCCAGCCGUCCAAAGACCCAAGCCGCCCACAACCCCAGCCGACCUCAGACCCAACCGCCCACAACCCCAACCGCCCAGAACCCAGCCGCCCACAACCCCAGCCGCCCUCAGACCCAACCGCCAUCAGACCCAACCGCCCACAACCCCACCGACCUCAGACCCAACCGCCCACAACCCAGCCGCCCACAACCCCAACCGCCACAACUCCAGCCGCCCACAACCCAACCACCCACAACCCCAGCCGCCCUCAGACCCAGCCGCCCACAGAAACAGCUGAUUCGUAA